This is a messenger RNA of Brenthis ino (lesser marbled fritillary), 357 nucleotides long. NCBI's taxonomy places the organism in Eukaryota, Metazoa, Arthropoda, Insecta, Lepidoptera, Nymphalidae. The record is from the annotation of a GenBank genome assembly.
AUGGUUCGAGUAAGCUGCCUCUUGACUUGCUGCCUCCUAGGCGCGCUGAUCCUCAUCGUGCCGACAGCCGCUUACCCCAGGUUUGCUAGCAACUACUAUCGCCCACACGGACAAUAUGAAAACGAAGAUAUCCUGGAUAUGAUGAACCGGCUCAACAACCUCCUCGAACUCGAACGCAGAGUUGAAACCUUUAAAGAGGACAUUGCCAACUCAAAAGAUGAUAUUGCUAAUGACAAGCGUGCACUCGACUUGGGUCUCAACCGUGGCUACUCUGGAGCUCUCCAGGCCAAGCAUCUUAUGGGAAUCGCUGCUGCCAACUUCGCCGGAGGACCUGGAAGGAGGCGACGUGACACCCAC